Effrenium voratum is the source of this 615-nucleotide messenger RNA. The record is from the annotation of a GenBank genome assembly. NCBI's taxonomy places the organism in Eukaryota, Dinophyceae, Suessiales, Symbiodiniaceae.
AUGACUGGCGGUGGCGGCCAGGAUGUGCCCUGGCCAGAACAGCUGGCAACAGAAGGCAUCGGCGUGCCUUUGCACAUCUUGGUUGUGACUGGAAGGAAUGAUGCUAUCCGGACACGCCUGGAGCAUGCCUUGACCAAGUCGGCCAAGUCGGCCAAGUCCCGGGUCCAGGUCCUCCAUGGCCGCGACCCCCAAGUGACCGUGGAGGUGGCCAGAGAGCCAGGGUCGAACUCCACCUACAUCAGUGCAGAGCGGCUGGCUGUGCUUAUGGAUCUUGCAGAUGCCAUCAUUACGAAGCCAGGUGGUGGCACCACCGCUGAGAUCGCGUACCGUGGAUUGCCAGCUGUGUUCGACGCAACGCAUGGCUUGCUCCACUGGGAGGAGUUCACUGUUCAUGCUUUUGAAGAACAAGGCUGUGGUGAGCGCUUUGUGUGGGCGCAGCAGCUUCCUAAAGUUCUGAGACGAGCGCUUCAAAGACCACGCUCAAUAAGACUGGCCGAGGACCCAGCUUCUCCAGGAAACGUACUUGACCCUGGGCCCCGUAUUGUGUCUGAAGCAGACAAGCUGCUGGCAAUACCGUGUUUCAAUUGUACAAUAUUCCGGACAAAUCACAUAUGA